AUGCCAGGCAAGAGUUGUCGUCGUGCAGACAGGCCGCGGGAAGCAGUGGCCGAAGCCGAACGAGUCGAGAACCUAUUGGCUGAAGCUUCUAGGGAUCGACUUAUUCACCCGUCUCAGGUGUCUCAACCGGUGACCGAACCAAUGGAACAAAGGCCUCAGGACAACAUGGCGAAUGGUAUUUUCUGCUAUAACUGUGGCGGUCGAGGACACACUAUUCCUGAAUGCCCGUCAAGGAGGCGACAACGUCAGCAAACAGAAACAACACCUUUACAACCUGGAACCGAAACUAAAGCUCUAUCCCAGUCUCAACAAAAGUGGAGUCCCACUCAUAUAGAACUUUUUGCAAUGGUAAGCGCUCUUCGCUUCUUCAAAGCCACUAUCUAUGGUCAUUUGACCCGUAUUUUCUCUGACCACCGCCCACUGACGUAUCUUCUCAAACACAAUAAGACCCAUGAUAAUUUAGCGCGAUGGGUAGUCGAGCUCCAAAGUUAUAACAUAACCAUAGAAUAUUUGAAGGGAUCAUCAAAUGUUGUGGCCGAUUGCCUUUCACGAUCAGUCAACCCUCAGACUCAGUUUCAGGAUAACACCCCAGAGUCUGAAGACAUAGUAGAAUUUCCUAUGUGUCUAGCGGUACAAGGUUAUCGUUUGCGUUCUCUCCAACCAACCAAUUCCUCCCUUGUUACUCCAAUUGCGAUUAAGCCCUAUGAUGCCUUACUAGAGCAGAAGCGCGACCCAGUUUGCAGCCCUAUCAUGUCGUUCCUGGAAACAGGACAAUUUCCCGAUAAUGCCUCGGAAACAGAUAAGGCCCAAUGGCUUCGCUUAGCUGAAGAUUGCCACCUACGCGCAAAUGGUUGUUUGUACCAUCUUACCAAGUCCCCCCAUCGCCCCGACGCUAUUAUAGAACAACUCUUCUUACCGGAAAAACUCCGUGAACCAGUCUUUCAUGCAAUGCACACCAGCGCUACAGCUGGCGGACAUUUUAAUUGGCGCAAAACUUUAGCGAAAAUCGCGCGAAAAUACUUUUGGCCACAUAUGUCCGAGCAGAUUUUCGCCCUCUCCAAGGCGUGUGAUUCCUGCCAACGCAAACGCGCCCAGGCAUUCAAUCGCGAGAAAUUACUCCCAGUAGUCACCACAACCGUAUUCGAUAAAGUUUACAUGGACCUUACCGGUCCUUUACACACUUCCGAAUCAGGUAAUAAGUACGUGCUGGCCCUGUUGGACCACUUCUCCAAGUAUGUUAUCACAGCACCCUUACCGGAUUGCAGCGCGGUCACAGUAGCUCACGCCAUUAUGACUGAAUGUAUACUCAAAUUCGGUGUCAUGACACAGCUUAUUUCAGACAAUGCCUCCUACUUCAAAGGAGAGCUCAUAUCCGAGAUUGGACGCUUGCUACGCAUUGGACGAUAUUUCACUACCCCGUAUCACCACGAAGGCAAUGGAGCUUGAUUACCCGGCGAGGCUAUGGAAGGCGACUCGACAGUUACUCCUACACCAGCUGCAGGCAUGGAACAACUGACCGCGCCUACUCAUGUGCCACUCACCUCCGAGCCGAGAGAAAUGGAAGCAUUGAUGUCCACUUCUUCCACCAGUGCCGACUGUGAAUCUUCCUCAACCUCUGAUCUUGGGGUCCCCGCACGCGAGGAGCAUGACAGCGAAUGGCUUUGGCUUGAAGAUCGUCUUGACCAGUUUGAUAGCUACAUUCGUGAUCCUCGCGCAGCCAAGAAACGCAUGGCUCAUCUCUUUAGAGUCGCUUGUUCAGCACUCGCUGCCGCCGAAUCGUCCAGCAAUACUGCAAACAUCAAAAAUAGAAUAUAUUGGUUCGUUAACGAGCUAGUAAACAUGUCACCAUCUAUAUUUUCUACCAUAUACAUAUUAUUGCAAGCUGUAAUACAUGCCACAGCAUCAGAAGAGAUAAUAGCCUUCGUAUCCGAAGAGGACGAUGGUGAAGGUCUGACCAUUUACCAGCAUUUAAGCUUAUCUCAAAUGUACCACUCCCAUACACUCAAUAUGCCCAGUAUAAACAUGAAGCAUAUUAUCGCUACGAAUGUAACAUCUUCAGAUGAGCUCUGCGGUUCAAUCACCGAUGUCAGUCUCCUGAUAAAUGCUUGUAAAACUGAGGAAGGUCAGCGACUAGUUAUGGAAUUAUCAGAGCAGUCUGGUAUCCCCACGAUAAACAUCAUUCGAAACGCUUGGGAUUUACCUCACGAAAAUAUUACUGGCUGUGUGAUAAAGACCAUUGCAGACAAAGUUUCUAAAAACCAGAUAUUUUUGUUACCUACGGAGACUGUAUAUAACAAUGUUAUUCUGGAUAUUCUGCCUAAUCUCAAUCUAUCAACUAAUACGAGCGUCUUCUUUCAUUCUUCGCACGGAAACGUGGAAAAUAUACAGAAACUCCUUGGCAUGUUGCCCGUAUUCGUGGACUUCAUUCAAAUCCAGAGCGGUGCAGAUGAAUUUCGAAGGCAACUCAAGGAUGUUACUGAUGUUACUGCAUUUGAACGAGUCAUAAUUAUUGCUAAAACAUCCAUUGCUGUAAUGGUUGUGAAAGAGCUUAGUCGCAUAGCGAAACAUCCUUUGAAACUGAUCGUGUUGACAAAGGAUAUUAGGCCUUUUGAAUGUAAGGAAUGCUCUUCUAUGGACCUUUUUUGGAUCAGACCAUAUGCUACUGGGAAUUCAAACAUGCGCGACCUCAGGGACUUCCUCAUUAGUUCUCGAGCUAGUUUGAUGCUGAAUGGAUCCUUCGAAAGCUGGCAGGAGGUUGAUGUUGCGUUUUACUUCAACGUCAUGCAUUUUGUUUUUCAAAUACUCAUGCAUAAUCACGAUUGGUCUACUUACAACUGCUCUUCUCUACCUACAACUCCGUUUGCUUUUGAAGACAACAUGUUUGAGUUUCUCCGUCUAUCGCCGGAGUAUGGAGUCUUCAGGCAAAACGGUGCUUCGACUUAUUAUCCGGAAGCAGCUUUGAACGAAAGUUUAGCUGGUAUAGGUCGUAUUAAAAUCAAAGCUCGUAAUUAA
Molecule: messenger RNA, 3012 nt
Organism: Cylicocyclus nassatus
Lineage: Eukaryota; Metazoa; Nematoda; Chromadorea; Rhabditida; Strongylidae
Source: the annotation of a GenBank genome assembly